AUGGAGUUUAGAAGCUGUAGCAUCAUCCACAUGUUGGAAUCAUGCUUUCUCCUCUUAAUUAUUUUCCAGUUCGCAGAGGGAUAUGAUCCUGUGGAUCCCAAUGGGAACAUCACCAUCAACUGGGAUUUCCAAACUAUUACUGAUGUUUACACGGUCAUGGUAAGAAUAUACAAUUUCCAGCUCUAUCGGCACGUCGAGCCGCCCGGUUGGAGGCUAAGCUGGGCGUGGGCCGGCGACGAAGUUAUCUGGGCCAUGACCGGCGCGGAAACCACUGAGCAGGGUAACUGCUCAAGAUUCAGGGGAGAAACUAUCCCACAUUGCUGCGAGAACAGCCCAGUUAUUGUGGAUUUGCCCCCCGGAACUCCUUACAAUAUGCAAGUAGCCAAUUGUUGCCGAGGAGGAGUGCUUUCGUCGACCACACAGGACCCGAUCAAGUACGCGUCAGCGUUCCAGAUGGUCGUGGGGAAUGCGAAUGCCAGGAAUUCGACGGUCGAAAAGCCGUCGAAUUUCAGUAUCGGAGUUCCGGGUUACACGUGCAGCGACGCUGUCGAUGUUGCGCCGAGCAAGUUCCGGCACGAUAACCGAAGAACUACACAAGCUCUAAAGACAUGGCAAAUUACUUGCUCCUACUCCCAGUUCAGGGAAUCAGAUCACCCAAGCUGCUGUGUUUCUCUCUCUACAUUCUACAACAACACCAUUGUCUCCUGCCCUCACUGCAGCUGCGGUUGUCAAUCGCCGAUCACGGCACCGCAAUGCGUCAGGCAAUCUCCAUACUUCUUGCAUCUACUAAACGGCGACGAUGGCUCGACGACACUCCCUGUCGUGAUGUGCACUCAGCAUAUGUGCCCGAUUCGCGUACACUGGCACCUGAAAUUGAACUACAGGGAGUACUGGAGGGUUAAGGUGACGAUCACGAACUUCAGCGUGCGCCAGAAUUACAGCAAUUGGAACUUGGUGAUUCAGCAUCCGAACCUUCGACGCCUGACGCAAGUAUUCAGCUUCAACUACCGGCCUCUUAUUCAAUACGGCGAUACAAAUGAUACUGGGAUGUUCUGGGGGAUACAGUACUACAAUGAUAUGCUACUCGAGUCCGGCGAAAACGGGAACGUGCAAACUGAGAUGCUGCUGCAGAAGGAUCCCGCGGAAUUCACAUUCAAAGGAGGAUGGGCUUUUCCUAGGAGGAUAUACUUCAACGGCCACGAGUGCGUCAUGCCGCCGCCCGAUACGUACCCUAUUCUACCCAGCGGUUGCUCCGAUGCCCGUCGUUUCGUUCGUCGAUACUUUGGUAUGUCUUCGCUGCUGCUGUUUUUCGCAUUGCUGUAG
Messenger RNA from Ananas comosus (pineapple), 1323 nucleotides. RefSeq names its product COBRA-like protein 7. Gene Ontology annotation, biological process: plant-type cell wall cellulose biosynthetic process; cellulose microfibril organization. The record is from RefSeq and is a predicted model, not a curated record. Gene Ontology annotation, cellular component: plasma membrane. Lineage: Eukaryota; Viridiplantae; Streptophyta; Magnoliopsida; Poales; Bromeliaceae. The coding region runs from base 1 to 1323 and encodes 440 amino acids. The transcript is spliced from 6 exons.